This is a messenger RNA of Aedes aegypti (yellow fever mosquito), 2002 nucleotides long. RefSeq names its product PR domain zinc finger protein 5. Gene Ontology annotation, molecular function: DNA binding. The transcript has 8 exons. The coding region runs from base 159 to 1910 and encodes 583 amino acids. NCBI's taxonomy places the organism in Eukaryota, Metazoa, Arthropoda, Insecta, Diptera, Culicidae. The record is from RefSeq and is a predicted model, not a curated record.
CAAAAGUUUGUUUGAUAACAGUGCCAGUUGUGUAAAGAUUGUUUUCUGAAAAAAAAAUAACGAUAAUGUAAUUUUGGUUUUGUUCCAAUACAUUACAGUAAUAAUCAAUUUAGUUUACGUUCAAUCAAUGUGAUAAAAUCGUGGAAUCGGAUACGAUUAUGACCACACUGCCGACUGAAAGUAAAGUGCCCAAAGUCCGGUGCACUGUGUGCCGCGAGGAGCACCUCAAAAAGGAACUGCAGCAACACCGACAGGUGUUCCCAGCGAACCGAGCCGUGUUCCGGUGUUCCACCUGUGAUGGGGACUAUCUUAGCAAGGAGGAAUUGUGGGAUCACCAGGAUCUUUGUGCGGCUGCGGGUGAAACUGAAAAGCCGACUUAUAAGGAAGUGAAAGCUAGUUGCAAACUGUACAAAUGUUUACUGUGCACCGGUCAACGUGUAUACCAAGAGAGUGCCUACUGGGAACAUCUUCACGAAUGUCACGAUGGAUGCAACGAAGGGUUUGGUAAGAUCAGAACUAAAAGUGCUUCGCCAGCAGAGGAGCUAGUUGCCACCAUCAAAUGCGAGUGUCCCGUUUGUGACCAUGUUUUGCCUGAUUGGAAUCUGUUAUCAAAACACAUGGAAACUGAUCAUCAGAUGAUCGUAUGCAGUAUUUGUACAAUGGUCUUCAGCGAUGACUAUGAACUUCAAGCUCACAAGUGUUCCACCCAAUCUGGAUCUUUGCACAAUGUUCGACGUACAACAAAUUCAGUUCUGAAUUCGAGGAAUAAUGGUGGAAGUAGCAAAGAGUCUGAUCUCGAAGAUCUUUUCGAUUCACACCAUAACGUGAAUACAACUAUCAAAAUGGAAAUCUCAGUUGAAGAAACAGAACUACAUGGUCAGGAAAACCAUAGCGAUAGAACACAUCUAUCGGAAGAUCUCAAGUACAACGAGAAAAUAAUAAUGGAACAGGGAAUCAAUGUUAAGGAAGAACCUCUGGAAGAAGAUGAUCUCAUUGAACCCAUGGAUUCGGAAGACUCCUCACAGUACGAGAAGGAUCCCAGCAAAUGCAAUAAAGACUAUCAGGGGAACUCGUCCAAAACGAAAGCGUGCAAGUUUUGUGGUCUUAAAUUCCCUAGUGAUACUAGAAUGAGAUACCACAGGAUGAUUACCCACACGAAUCCCCGAUACAAGUGUUCCAAGUGCCCAAAGGUAUUCCAUGUCAAGCAUAUGCUAGCGCGCCAUGAAACAACGCACCUGCAACAGGAGAACAUUACGUGCAGUCUGUGUUCCGAAACCUACCGCAAUGAGUUGCGUUUGCAGCGGCACCUCAACUGUGACCAUUCAGUGCCAUGUGAUCUGUGCGAGCUCAGGUUUACCACAAGUACCAUAGCGGAUCGACAUAAGAGAAAACAUCAUAAAGACAGCUUUCCAAAGGAUAAGUGGAGAAGAGUGAAGAUUCCAGGUGCGGGUCCGAAACCCCCGGUCUGGAACCAAAAUCAGCUGCAGGAAGCGAUAACGGCCGUCGUUACGCAGCAAACUGGCAUUAGCCAGGCCAGUAAGCAGUACAACGUACCGAAAGGGACCCUAUACGACAAUAUCCUAGGAAAGGGCAAUCGAAUGGCCAUUCUUCACGAGCUGGUGCUUAGCGAGAAUGAGGAAGACGCCAUUUUGAAUUUUGCCUGUUCGAUGUCGCACAAAACGCACAGCAAGCGAACUAAACAGUCCUUGAGCAGCAUAUUAGACUUUAUGAGUCGGUUCGGAUGUUUCCAGGAGAAAGCCGAACGGUUCAAGUUUGGUGGAAUUGCUGCUUUUCAGUGGUGGUGGGCUUUUUGUCGGAAACACUCGAUCGAUCCUCCGCGGUCACUGUCUGAUGGCCGCAGAAGGGGAAAAUUCGAUGAAAUGGGUAGUGGUGGAGAUGUUUUAAUUUGAGGCUAUUUUGUCUUAAAAAAUAAUGAAGUGGCAGGUAUUGGUAUUUCAAUCUACAGAGACGAAUGAUAGUAAUAAUACCAUGGCAUAUCUAG